Huiozyma naganishii CBS 8797 is the source of this 702-nucleotide messenger RNA. It is a transcript of the gene YRA1, whose product is annotated as RNA-binding protein YRA1. Gene Ontology annotation, molecular function: mRNA binding. Lineage: Eukaryota; Fungi; Ascomycota; Saccharomycetes; Saccharomycetales; Saccharomycetaceae. Bases 1 to 702 code for a protein of 233 amino acids. The transcript is spliced from 2 exons. Gene Ontology annotation, biological process: mRNA export from nucleus. The record is from RefSeq and is a predicted model, not a curated record. Gene Ontology annotation, cellular component: nucleus.
AUGUCUGCAAACUUAGAUCAAUCUCUAGACGAAAUUAUUGGCAAGAGACCAAACAGAGCUACUUCUCGUAGCGGCGGUGCUCGCGGUAAUGGCCCAAAGAGGGCCACUAAGCAAGUCAACGUUAACCGUCGUGGUGCCGUUGGUCGUGCUGUUCCUAGAAACGUUAGAGCACCAGCGAGCGCUGUUGCCAGAGUUGCCAAAGUUGCGAAUGGUUCUGGCGCUGUCAAAGUCAACGUCGAGGGUUUGCCAAGAGAUAUCAAACAAGACGCUGUCAGAGAAUUUUUUGCUACUCACAUCGGUGGUGUUUCAGGUGUUUUGCUAAGUUACAAUGAAAGGGGUUUGUCCACAGGUAUGGCCAACAUCACGUUCAGAAACGCUGAACUAGCCAGGAGGGCAGUCACCAAGUUCAACAAUGCUCCUAUCGACAAUGGUAGAUCCAGAUUAAGAUUGAACUUGAUUGUCAGUCCAACUAUGCAAAGCCAGGACUUGUCCAGAAGAAUCCAGGCCUUGCCAUUGAGAGCUCCACUUUUGAGAAGAAUGAAUGUUGUCCAAAACAAACCUAAGGUCCAGAAAGUGAACGCUCCAAACAAGAAAGCAGCCGCUGCCAAGAAGCAAAAACAGCAGAAAAAGGCUAAGCCAGCUAAGAAGAGUCUAGAAGAUUUGGACAAGGAGAUGGCUGACUAUUUUGAGGAGAAGAAAUGA